AUGAACACAGCAGCACUGAUAGUCCUGCUACUCCUUCUGGCCAUCCAUUUCGCGAGCAGCCGCUCCAUUAGAGAUGAAUACGCCAAUCUAAUAUCUAAUGGCUUGGAUCAAAACGGCCAAACCCAAAUCUUAAAACUAAAUAGUAUGGCAACAACUAUGACUUGCGAGCCGAUUUAUGGCUUCAUGCCUUGCACCACAAAGGUUUGGGGAAACCUCUUCCUCUUGGUCGUCUAUGAGUACUUGCUAUCUGUCGCAGACAAAUACAUUUCCAGUGGAUCCAACCUUUUCUUUCAAAUGUUCGGAACCGGUAUAUUUGGUGGUAGUUUGUUCUAUGUGCUUGCUAAAUUCCCACAAAUUGCAUUGGUUCUUGUGACCUUGCUCUCAGCCCAUGAAGAUGUUGUUGGAUCAGCAGUAUCAAUGUCAAUGGGGUUUCUUGCAGGCUCAACAAUGAUGAGCCUAACAAUAAUCUGGGGUUCUGUCAUUGCUUUUGGAAGCUAUGAUCUUCAACCGACUCCUUCCACAAACCUGGAAAACAAAAAGCCAUUCCUUUCCAAUGGUUAUGGGAUAAAAACUGAUACUGUUACCAAGUAUACUGCAAGAAUAAUAAUUCUGUCAAUGAUCCCAUACUUAAUACUUGAACUGUCGAAAGUUUUCAAUUCAUCUUCAGCAACACGAGCAGGAGUCCUGAUUUCUCUUAUUAUUACAGUGAUUUUGCUAGUCACUUACUGCACCUUCCAGGUUUUCCAGCCAUGGAUUCAGGAUAGAACGCUUGAAUAUUUGAUUCUAUCAUAUGUGAAGAAGAACCUACUUCAAUCUCUAUGCAGUCCUUAUGGGAGGCCCAUGGAAUUCAAGAUAAGACAGUUGUUUCACAAGAUUGAUUUGAAUACAAAUGGUCAAAUAUCAGUAAUGGCAGAGUUUGACUUCUCUGGCGAUCAUGAGAUAAGUGAGGAAGAAUUUAUUCGAGGGAUAUCAGAAUGGCUUGAUGAGGCUAAUGGUGUUCAAAACAAUCGUAACCAUAAUCAGACAGAAGUGUUCAAUAGUAAUUUACCGGGAACUAGUGAAGUACAGCAGACAUGGGAGGAUGAACAACAGGAUUCCAAGAAUUCUGAUAAAUUGAAUUACACUAAGGCCACUUAUUUCAUCCUUCUAGGAACUGCUAUUGCAGUUCUUCUGGCAAAACCCUUAACCAAAACACUCCAAGAAUUUGCCACAGCUAUAAAGGUCCCCUCUUUCCUGGUGUCAUAUUUUUUGGUACCCUUCGCUUUGAACUUCAGACAAGGAUAUAAAUCAAUUAUUUCUGUCAGGGAGAAGACGGAGAAGUCCGUGUCUUUGACACUUUCUCAGAUUUAUUGUGGAGUAUUCAUGAACAACGUUUUGGGUUUGACAUCAUUCUUGGCAAUUGUUUAUAUACGAGAUGUGGAAUGGGAUAUCACAGCUGAAAUUCUGGUCGUUUUGAUAAUUUUCAGUGGAAUUGGUCUAUCCUCCAGCUUCUCCUCCAUAUUCCCAUUUUGGACAUGUCUUGUAGCAUAUGCUCUAUAUCCCAUAUCUCUAGGAUUUCUUUAUGUUCUUACUAUUUCUUUCGGAUGGGGUUAA
Messenger RNA from Dovyalis caffra, 1593 nucleotides. NCBI's taxonomy places the organism in Eukaryota, Viridiplantae, Streptophyta, Magnoliopsida, Malpighiales, Salicaceae. The record is from the annotation of a GenBank genome assembly.